Oikopleura dioica is the source of this 2856-nucleotide messenger RNA. Lineage: Eukaryota; Metazoa; Chordata; Appendicularia; Copelata; Oikopleuridae. The record is from the annotation of a GenBank genome assembly.
AUGCGGAUUUCGACCGAAAGAGGGCGCUUUCGCUCUCUCGGCGGAACACAUGGCGAAAAAUCGGAAAGACUAAAUGCCACACAGAAUGGUCUAACCGAUGUUCCCCGCCUUCUAUUCGCAAGUUCCUUGCUCAGUGGAUUCGCUCAGUUCUUCUUAUACGCACAAUAUGACGACUUCUCGAUCUAUGCCGAAGAAGAGUCCAAUGAUCCAGCAGAGAAUACUCUACCUCAAAACAUCAGCUACGAGCUAAUCAUCGGCAAUGAAACGUACACGCUGGACAAUCUAGCCACCUACAAUGUUUCUGUUGAGCUGCAGCUUCCCGAUACCCGCUCCUUGCGGCAUCUGUUCAUGUUGAACACCGCCUUUAUCGACGCGGUUUGGCAGCCAUUCGAAACGAUCGAAGACUUCUUAUUCGAGCUACUUACUCUCCAAGUCGACGAUCAUUUGGACUACGUUUCUAACAACUGGCAAAAGGUGGCCAAGUUCGAAACAGGCUACCUGAUCUGCCUCGCCUUCGGUCUCCUUUUCGUCAUUUCUAUGCCCAUCGUCGGUUUGAUUUUCUGCUCCUGUCGAUUGUGCAACAACUGCGGCGGAAGAAGAUACCAGGACAUCAAGGAUGCCAAAUCGGGCUGGCGAAUAUUUCAUUUCCUCGCGCUGAUGCUGACCAAUUCCAUCCUCAUUAUUCCAAUGGUGUUCAUCUUUUUGACGAAUGAUUGGAUCGGAACUGUUCUUCAAGAAGCUGGACCGGCUGUUCUUGCGAAUAUUGAUCACAUUUAUGGAUAUACAGGUUCAAUAAAGACGCAAAUGGACGACAUUUACAACAACUACAAAUUCGUCGAAAACUUGACGACUCUUCAACUGGAAAACAUCGGCAGCGUCCUCGGCGAUCCGAUUCAAACGGAGCUGCGAGCGAGUUUUAACCCUUUAUUCGGCGAACUCGGCGAGUUUCAGAUCGUCCUCGACGGAGUGACGAGCACGCUCUCUUCUGUGGAUCAAAACUUGGCGAGGAUUUCGAACGGCGUCAAGACUUUCGAAGGGACGCUGGAAACAAUCAAGACCAGCAUCGAAGCGGAUCUGGCAUUCGACAAUUGCGACAAGAACGCGGCGUGCAGCAUGCUCAAGGGAUUCACCGCCAAAUUGCAGCUCGGCGGCGACUUUCAGUCGGUAAGUUUCUGGACGAGUAUUUACCCAGAGCUGCGACAAGUCGCCGACUUUUUCAAGUACAUCUACUACCCCUUCAUUGAGACACUUGACGAUAUGUCGUUGGAAAUAAAAGAGCUGCAAGAUGCUCUCGCGCGAUACAACCUCACAAAUGUCAUCAUUCUCGGCGAAAACGCAAUCAACGACAUUCCAAACACAAUCGACCGCUACACGAGUUCCAUGAUCAACGACAUCAUCGGCCCUGGCGGCAUCUUCGAAAGCGUCGACCAGGACGUCCAGCGCGUGAUUGACCAAGUAGACGACUACCUCGACGUCAACAACACAAUCGACCUGCAAGAGCACCGGCAGACGGUGCAAGACAUUGCCAACGAAAUUCCAGAGGCGGAAAAGUACAGAAACAUUAUCGGCUUGACGAUAGGCAGCAUGGUAGCGCUUGUUGUCGGCGCAAACUCGCUGGGAAUUAUGCUCGGCUUUUGCGGCUACAAACGCGAGGCAACGCCGACAAACAGAUCUUCAGCGUCGAAUCUGGGCGGCAUUUUCUUGAUGAUGUCGGUCAGCUUCAGCUUCAUUUUCGGCUGGCUUCUGAUGAUGCUCUCAAUUAUCGCCUUCACUGUAGGCGGCCACGGAGAAAAGUACUUUUGCCAGACGAUGCAGGAGGACUCUCAGGGCAAUUUCACCGGCCUGGAGUUCAUCUCACAGCUCGCAAGUUUGAAUAUCAGCAUAAGCAGCAACUCGUCAAUAUCGUCAUUAGAUUUGUCCUCAUCCUUAUUGAUGUGUAAAAACAACACGGGUUUGUACAAAUUGCUCGAGCUGGACCAGAUGUUCGACUUGGACGAGCUCUUCAACUUGACAAAGUACAACCAACUAGUGGACGAGCAAUUCGAUCAAAUAGGAGCUGUGCUGAAUGGAACUCUCGACGGAUUUCUCAGCGAAGAUGAUAUAGCGAAUAUUGAAGUGUUGAAGAAUGGUUCCUGGAGACAUAUCGACUACGCAACUUACUUGAAAGAAGUAAAUAAGGGUCUCACAUCGAUCGAUCUUGAGAGCUUUGCUGGGAUGCUGAAUGAAACAUCUGUCGACAUCGAAAACAACCCCUCGCCCAUGACAAAUAUCGAAAAAGCGACUACUGUUGCUAAAUUGCAAAAACACAGCUACGAUGUUCUGAAUCUGUAUCAAACGCAAAUCGAGCCGCUGGAAAGUGCCCUCGCCGAUCUGGAAAACGAUUUGGACAAUUUGAAGGACACGGCGGAAACUGUCGACUCUUCGCUCGAUGCUUUAAUCGAAGAAGCCCGCAUUGUUAACGAAACUCUCAUUACAGUCACGCCCGAAAGCUUGAAUCAAAUCGCGAGAAGAUACUCGAGUGACAUCGCCGGCCGAAUUCAAACCUUCUCGUCCUGGCUCAAAGUCCAAGUGGAGGAAAACGUCGGAGCGUGUCAACCGAUUUACGGAAUUUAUACAAAUGUCAUGAACAUUGCCUGCUCCUACUUUGUCGACUCGUUAAAUGCUUUUUGGUUUUCUUUGGCUUGGGCGACAGUAUUUUUGAUCCCUUCGAUGAUUUUCGGCGCGAAACUGCACAAGUGGUUCCGGCGAAUGAAGCAAGAAGAGUAUUUCGACGAAGUGGCGCUGGGAAUGAACCGCUCCGGCCAGUUCUAUAACGAGGGCUUUGACUCUGAGUCGGAUUAUUCCUACUCCGAUUAG